AUGAGUAAAACCGUGAGCUACGGAAGUCCGCGCCAUGCAGCCGAUGUUGGAUUACGUCAGUCAGCUACGCAGCAAUCCAGAUGGUUUUCGGGGCUGCGUGCACGGAUUUCUCAGAUCAACAUGCCCGAAUGGCUCAGUCAGCUUGGAAUUGGCAGUUCCAGCUCUGCCCAGAAGAUGCCUAAUGACGACGCUGGUGUAUACGGAGAAGUGGCUAAUGAGCGUGGCCUUGACUGCAUCCCAGAAGAGACACAGCCCACAUCUCAUCCAGCAGUGCAGACUGAUGGGAUGGACACUUUAAACAGCUGGUUAUGGGGAGAAGUUGACUGCGAAGAUACUCUUGCAUUACAACAUUUUGGUCCUCUGAAGAAUCUGGUCACUGGUUGUAAUCAUCCUGGAAAAGGGCACGAUUUUUUGUCACUGGUGACACUGGAUUGCCGAACGGCCGAUAGUACGCUGAGCUCAUGUCACGAAAUGUCAACAACUUCUGUAUCACCGAGCCUUAAAGUGUUUGCAGAGAGCGAUGAUGUACCAGAGAAGGGGCCGAUCGAUGAGACUUGCGGCUUUGUAAAAAUCCACAUGAAUUUCAUGCGACCUAUAAAUGUGGUAGCAGGCGAAUCACUUUCAUUUCUUGACGUCACCAGUGAAUCCAGUAAACACUUCUUAUCACGCAAAAAUUCUUCUGUUUUCCUCGAUAUCUGUAAUCUGUUACCAAGCAUCUACCCAUAA
This is a messenger RNA of Gongylonema pulchrum, 726 nucleotides long. NCBI's taxonomy places the organism in Eukaryota, Metazoa, Nematoda, Chromadorea, Rhabditida, Gongylonematidae. The record is from the annotation of a GenBank genome assembly.